GUAAAAUUGACCUCAGAGUAUACGAAAUCGCGCUUUCGUUUACCCGGAACCGGAAGCUAUGAAAUUAAAUUCCCCCCUCCCAGUUUCCGGUCAGCCACGCCCUCCAUCAGAGCACACCGACCGGGUUUGAACCGCGAUUGUUUUUGGCCAAAGAAAUCUAAAUCGAAGAAGAUUUUGCAAGUAACACCAGACAACAAGAAUUCUGAAAAUCCAAUUUACAAGUCAGGAAACGGAGUUGAGCCACCAAUUGUUGAGAAAGUAGAACUUGACCUUCAAACAAAACGAGCCAGCGUAGAAACAACAGACAUCAAAAAAGAGACUGCACCUGAUCCAGUUGCAUCUUCUAAAGAAAAUACUUCUACCUCAGAAGCAAAGGCUAAAGAAUUUAAACAGGACAUUGUGAAAAAGCCCAGCAGUGAACAACCAGUUUCCUCUCUACCGUUUGCAAGUGAACUUAUUAAAGCAUCACAAAAAAGAGAAAAACGUAUUGCCAGUGAGCUAUCCAACGCUCUUGCUAUUGCUGCUGAAGAAAGAGCUCGACUCAAUUCUGGCGAAAUGUCAGCUGAGCAAAUGAUAAAAUCAAUUGAGCGUCUUGAGACGGCGGUGGUGAGCCUGGAACGGGUAUCCACACGGCUUGAGACUAUUGCCAACACUUCCGGAAAGUUAGUUAAUGCAGGCAACUCUGAAGAAGUACUUUCACCGUUUGUAGUGGCUUACGAUGACAUUAUCAAGGGACCUGUGGCAACAUUUAUUGCCCUCUCUUCCAAGAUUAAUGGCAAUGUGAAGAUCCAAGCCGCCAUGGUGCAGGAGGCUUUCAAUGCUCAGCGAAGUUUCCUUGUUCAAGUAUCUCGCAGCAAAAAGCCAGCAAAUGAUCAAAUGAACCACCUUUUGAAUCCGACAAGCUCUAAACUGCAAGCCAUUCAGGAAUUGCGUGAGAAAAACCGUAGAGAUCCAUACUUUAACCAUUUAUCAGCCAUCAGUGAAUCAAUCCCAGCGCUUGGAUGGGUAACUUUGAAUACUCCAGUAUCUUACAUCAAGGAAAUGUCUGAUUCAGCACUGUUCUACACCAACCGUGUUCUGAAAGAAUUCAAAGAGAAAGAUGCAACUCAUGUUGAUUGGACCAAAGCUUGGAUUAAUGCCUUGAAAGAGCUUCAAUCUUACGUCAAAGAAUACCACACUACAGGACUGUCUUGGAAUCCACAGGGAGGGGAAGCAAAAGUCGUUCCAUCUGGCCCUGCAGGAUUUGUGGCCCCACCACCGCCACCACCUCCACCACCACCACCACCAGCCAUCGAUAUGUCAGUUUCCUCCAAAGAUGGUGGUUCAUCUGAAACUGACCGGGUGGCAUUAUUCAAUGACAUUAACAAAGGAACUGAUAUUACUAAAGGUCUAAAGAAAGUUACUGAUGACCAGAAGACCCACAAAAACCCAGCCUUACGUAAGGAUGGAGGAUGCCCCGUGAAAUCACCUACCAACGCCAACACUAAGAAAACUCCUUCCUAUGGUGGCAAUGCUCCAGUGACAAAUGUUCCUCUCAUAGAACUGCAGGACAAGAAAUGGAUCAUCGAAUACCAAAACAACAACCAAGGCAUCCAGUUAACAGACACCAGCAUGAAGCAAACUGUUUACAUCUACAAGUGUCGGAAUUCAGUUGUCAAAGUAACUGGCAAAGUUAAUUCUAUUGUUGUAGAUAACAGCACAAAAUGUGGAAUUGUCUUUGACGAUGUCAUUUCUUCCAUUGAAUUUAUCAACUGUUCAAGUGUCCAAUCACAGGUGACUGGCAAAGUUCCAACAGUGAGUAUUGAGAAAACAGAUGGAUGCAUGGUCUACCUUAGCCCUAAAUCUUUGGACACAGAGAUCAUCACUGCUAAAUCUUCAGAGGUCAAUGUUCUUGUCCCAACAGCCGAUGGAGAUUACACGGAGUUUUUUAUUCCAGAGCAAUUCAAAUCAACUUGGAAUGGUACAGGCAUGUCAACACAAUUUUGUGAAUCAUAGAUGGAACAAAAAGGGCCUUUGGUCUAACAAUUUACUUCUCAACACUACAUCUCCCUACACCCCAGCCUGUGGAUUUAUGAUGGGGGAGGGGUGUCAUUCUAAAACUUUUUUAUCCUUCUUUGCCUGUCAAUGCUACUGUCUUUGGCCUAAUUAUGCAACAAUGUACUUAAAAAUAAGAAUUUUUUUUUCCAAAUUUUCUUUUUUUUAUUUCAUUUAUAUUACUAUUGUACCAUUUUGUAUUCUUCAGAAUCAGAGCAGUUCUUUAUUUCAAACACUAUUUGAAUAAUACAAUUAUUAAUGAUAAUCAUUAUAAUAAAUAAAUUCUUCUAAAAAUACGAGGGAGAGAGAAAGAAAUGUAGAAAGUGCUGAGACUCUGUUGUUGAAGAAUUAUGAUUUAUGAAACUUUCUAUAACCUCUCAUCAAAUUCCAAUUUGAAAAA
This is a messenger RNA of Octopus sinensis (East Asian common octopus), 2434 nucleotides long. RefSeq names its product adenylyl cyclase-associated protein 1. The transcript is spliced from 14 exons. Gene Ontology annotation, cellular component: cytoplasm. NCBI's taxonomy places the organism in Eukaryota, Metazoa, Mollusca, Cephalopoda, Octopoda, Octopodidae. Bases 556 to 1995 code for a protein of 479 amino acids. The record is from RefSeq and is a predicted model, not a curated record. Gene Ontology annotation, biological process: cell morphogenesis; regulation of adenylate cyclase activity; cytoskeleton organization. Gene Ontology annotation, molecular function: adenylate cyclase binding; actin binding.